AUGGCUCCACAUAGUUUGUUGCCUCCACUGUCCUCAGUUUGCUUUGAAGACAAACUCAAAUUCUCUGCAAGUCAGAAACUUUCUGUUGCAAGAAGCAAAUGGUUCACACUCUCUGAGGCUGAGAGUCAAAGCGACGUGUGGAGCAUCAAGCCACCGGACUUCUCUCUUAAACUGUACACAUCUCUGUCAGUGCCUCAAAAGACAGAAAGAAAGACACAUUCAGGUCUAGCUGUACCUCCACCUGAUGAAACAAAGAGGAGAACUGGAAUAUUUCGAGCAAAGCUUUUACAUGAGAGUUACCAAAGAGAGGAUCCCCCAAAGUUCAUCACAUCAUACAGGCCUCCUGAUGCUCUGGAAUCUGAGCUGAUGUUUGUCAAGACAGGAAAGUACCAUUCUGGGCCGUACAAGAACCCCAAACCACAUAACUUCAGACCGCUUGAUGAGGACCUUCCAGGCAUCGUUACUACAUAUGAGAGAGAUCCUGGUAACCUCAAUUUAAAAUUAAAGCACUUGGACAUCAUUGGGACCACCAGAUCUGAGUCAGACUUUCGAUCAAGGGACGUCAAGACAAGAAUGGACACCCAUAAAUCUGCACAGCCCAAAUGGGAUGCAAGGCUCAUACUCCCUCAGCCACCCUGGCCUCCGAAAUCAGCCUCCUAUUCUAGACAUCGACGAAGAAGAGGAGCGUACAGCGCUUUCUUGGACCGUGUGGAGGACAAACUCUCAAGAUCAUGGAAAAAAAGAUCCUGA
Molecule: messenger RNA, 750 nt
Organism: Chelmon rostratus (copperband butterflyfish)
Lineage: Eukaryota; Metazoa; Chordata; Actinopteri; Chaetodontiformes; Chaetodontidae
Exons: 4
Coding region: 1-750 (249 amino acids)
Source: RefSeq, a predicted model, not a curated record